UGCACGCUUUAUCUCGUGUUAUCACCCGGACAGCAAUCUUAAUGGAAGUGGACCUUCAUAAUUGGUUGGGGUUGUGUUUUUCGGACAGGGUUGGGACUGUGACAGUUUUCCGCAAUACCGGCUACCUACCGAAGAAUCUGGUAGCUAGCUGUUGUUGGUAGAGAUCCCGUGUGGCAGCACAGAACUUCGCCAAACUCGCUGAACGCCGGCGUCGCGUGUGCAAAUGUUAUGUGUGCCGAUGAAGUUUCGACCGAAAAAGAUCACUCACUGCAGUGGAGUUCCCGGUACCGGAACAUCGACAACGGCCGGCGGAGGCGGCGGCGGCGGAGGCGGUGGUGGCGGCACCACCCGGGGCGGCGGCACCAGCAUGUACUCCGCCCGGCACUCGGUCAGUUCGUCGUCCAACGUGCUGAUGGUUGGACCGAACUUCCGGGUCGGCAAGAAGAUCGGCUGUGGCAACUUCGGCGAACUGAGGCUGGGGAAGAACCUCUACAACAAUGAACACGUAGCAAUAAAAAUGGAGCCAAUGAAAUCAAAAGCACCACAACUGCACUUAGAGUAUAGGUUUUACAAAUUAUUAGGAUCACAUGAUACACAGUCCCCUCCCGAGGGGAUCCCGCGUGUGUAUCACCUAGGUACGUGUGGUGGCCGUUACAAUGCAAUGGUACUAGAACUGUUGGGACCAUCGUUAGAAGACCUUUUUACGUUAUGUGGAAGGAAAUUCUCACUCAAGACUGUACUGAUGAUAGCUAAGCAACUAGUAAGUCACGGGUCGGCAAACACCCUCUUUUUAUUCAAAUUGUACUUCGUUUUUUUUACUGAGAUAAUUUUGUUGAUAUUAUAGUUCAUUAUUUUUAUUUGAUUGUACGGUUAUACUUUACCUACUCUGUUAGCCUGUCUUCCAACACUAUCUGUACUUUCUGCUGUUUUUCCUCUUAUUCCAUCUGUUUUGUUUUGCUUCCACUUUGUUUCUGUUUAUUUUUUAUGUUUUUUUUUGUUAUCCUUUUCCCAUACUCUUUACUUCAUUUCACUUGUUUUUGUGUUAACUUCUUCCUUCUUUUGAUUUCAUGCUUUCGGUUGUAGUUGUUACUGGUUCAGCAUUUUUUCCUUAUACAGCAUCAUUUCAUCUGCUCAUUUCCUGUAAAUAUAGUUUCAUUGUAGAAAGAUCUCACCAAUACAACAGAAAUAAGCAACUGUUUUGUUUUGUUUUACCAUCCUUUAUUUGUGUGUGUUGUGUGCGUGUGAGAUGAUCCGUUUUUUGCUAUGGUAGAUACCGCUUUGUUCGCUUCAAUUCUAACCGAUCUUCCCGUUGGUCGGUCAAUCAGCGUGAUUCGCAUACCUUCCAUUGGUAAAACAUAGUGACAAACGCAGCCAGCCGACGUUGUAGUUAUUUUGUUGGCGUUCUACAUUGACUCGUCAUUCUUCAUUUGGUAGUGAAAUUCUGUUUGAAAACUAAUGCUAGUUCUGUUUCAUGAUUCAAAAAUAACUACGGUUGUCAUUUUUGUUUAGGUUUCGCAAAACUGAAGUAACCAGACAGCGGUAUUCCAAGUAGAUUGCUAAACUAUCGCAGUAGCGCUUGAGCGUUUCGAAAUUGUCUUCAUUUCUGAAAUGUAGAUGGCUCUUAGCAGCUCCUGUUAUCAGACGUGCCUCGCGUAUGCUAGUCUGCAUAGACCAACCAAAAGAAUACGACUUCUUACCUUCUCCCAUUUCAGUAAUAUGGUAUGCCAACACAAGUACUGCAUCAAAACACGUGACAAUCAAUCAAUCUGGAAAUCUCGGUAAGAGAUGGCGCUAGUGAGGGCUUCACAAGAUCAGCGCCAUCUUUACGUCAAAAAUCGAUCAAAACCAAAAACCACCUUUGAGCAACCGUCAACCAUUGAAGUAGUAACCCCAUUCGUAUUCCUUUGUUAUCAAACGCUAGUUCCACCAGUCGGACCCAAUCGAAUAGUGCCAGAAUUCAUCCCAGUGUAGAUAACCAGACACAUCUUUCCUCAUAUUUCGUUUACUAGUUUAAUUUUCUGUUUUCAGUUUUUAACCCGUUUUAAUUUUCUCUAUCUUUUGUUUUACCACACCCAUACACACACAUCUUUCGCUUGACUAAACUUCCAUCUUUCGCAGAGAGAAUCAAAUCGAUCAGUUCAGUAACUUUUUCGUUCCUUCAUGGACCCAAGAGUUAAAUACCUAAAGCCGACCCGUACUUAGUAGUCACUGUCAAGAAAUAAAAACAAAAAUUUGCGGAUCCAAACAACAUAAAGUGACAUAUACAUAGCUAUUGAUAUUAUAAAUUGUUAUCAUUUUUCCUACUUCUCAGAGCAAAAGCCGCAUUCAACCGAGCGGAGUGAGACCCUGAUAAAUAGUCCUUGAAGAGUACAGCCGGCUAUUAUUAAGAUCCUUGCCACCACACGCGUCGCGUUUUUCCAUCGACCAAGACCAUUGAAAAGGCCGGAAAAGGAAGAGAACCCCAAACCCGCUCUCUCUUUCUCCUUCCCGCUUUUUAAUUAGGUCAUUUAUAUCCUACCGCACUCUUUCCAACCGUAGACACAAACACCAGGUGGCAUCACGUGAAUAAUCGCUUCCGUUUCCGGUGGCCAUCUAUUCCUCCACACCCGUCUUUAUCGCGCGUCCUUCCGAAUAGUGUUGCAAUUAAUUUUCCUUCCGAUUGCUGGCCGGCAGAAGGUCAGGUGGUCUCCACCCCCUGCAGCUAUGCAACCGAGACAAGUUUCAGAAGAACAAGAAAACGUGGGCAAAGCCAAAUUUUCAAAACUUACUCCCCCAUGAGUGACACCAAUGUUUUAUAAUUUCUUCCCAUCUCUUUCUCCAUUGUCCGAUCCCCGGUGUUCCACAACGUGCUGCCGUCUCCUAAUGAACCGC
Messenger RNA from Aedes albopictus (Asian tiger mosquito), 2871 nucleotides. Its product is annotated as casein kinase I-like. Gene Ontology annotation, biological process: signal transduction; positive regulation of canonical Wnt signaling pathway; peptidyl-serine phosphorylation. Gene Ontology annotation, cellular component: cytoplasm; plasma membrane; nucleus. Lineage: Eukaryota; Metazoa; Arthropoda; Insecta; Diptera; Culicidae. The record is from RefSeq and is a predicted model, not a curated record. Gene Ontology annotation, molecular function: protein serine/threonine kinase activity; ATP binding. Bases 224 to 844 code for a protein of 206 amino acids. The transcript is spliced from 4 exons.